Adineta steineri is the source of this 1175-nucleotide messenger RNA. Lineage: Eukaryota; Metazoa; Rotifera; Eurotatoria; Adinetida; Adinetidae. The record is from the annotation of a GenBank genome assembly.
AUGAAAUUGAAAUAUUUUACACUUCGUGGUCCAGUGCCUGGCUUAUUAUUUGGUUCUAAACCAAUUUCUGACGUUUAUAUAUCUUACAAAGAACGUUUUGGUGAUAUUUAUUUAUUUUGGGUGGGUUUUACACGAUAUACUAUCGUACAUAAUAUUGAUGAUGUUCAAUAUAUUUUUAAUAAUCGAAAUAAAUAUGAUCAAGGAAGUAUAUUUUUAGAAAAGGUCAGUAUAUUGGUUCCUGACAGUAUUAUUUGUAACAUAGGCGCUAAAUUCAAACGACAUGGUGCAAUCACUAUGCCAUUAUUUCGUCGUAAUAAAAUUCUUUCGAAUAUAAAUAUAAUUAUUGAUGGAACGGACAAACUAUUAGAUCGGUGGCGCACUCAGUCAUCUGAACAUGUGCAUACUGAUAUUGUUGAACAAUGUCAAAAUCUUCUACUUGAAGUCUUUGGAAUGAUUGCUUUUGAUUACGAUUUGGAAACAAUUAAUGAGAAUCUUUCAGAAAAUAAGAAUGAACUGACUGAAGCUCUAAAAUAUAUUGUGGACGUAUUUCGAAUGAUUACCUACGCACCUAGUAUCAUUUCAACUACUUAUUUAAAAUACAAUCCUCGAUAUCAACGAGCACGCACCACCAUCGAACGGUAUUUGAAUAAUAUGGUAGAACAAGAAUUGACUGAAAGCUUAGAUUCGAGAACAGAACGGAAGAAAAUUUCAUUGAUCGCUUCAUUGGUUAGUUCAUUACAAACAGAUGAAAAAGCAGAAGCAGUAAAAAAAGAAGAAGACAAAAAAGGUAUUUCCCGAAAAGAACUUUUUGAUGAGAUGCUUAUGUUUUUAAUUGCUGGUUAUGAAACAACAUCGACUGCUCUUGCUUGGUGUAUUUAUCAACUAAGUAAACAUCCUCGUAUUCAAGAAAAGAUCAAGAAAGAAUUGAUAGAUGAUAAUACUGGACAAUAUUUAUCAUUUGAUCAUCUUGAUUCAUUUGUUUAUUUGGAUUGUUUUAUUAAUGAAGUUCUUCGUUAUUCUCCAACAACCGAUGGAACAAGUCGUACAGUAGUUGUCGAUGAUUGCCUUCCGUCAAGUGGUACUCGACUUUACAAAGGCGAUCAAGUACUUAUUCCAUCAUCUGCUCUUGCUCGAGACGAUCGCCAUUGGAAAAUUGAUCCUAAUUUGUUUUAUCC